AUCCAAUAUUUUGACAACACAUCGAGUAUAGAGUCGGAGUUAUUAAAAUUUAUAUAUAAUUGUCAUUUGAUAUUAAUAAGCAAUUGUGAUAACGUACAUCUGUUAAUCAAUUCUUUAGUAAUGGAGGGACUGGAAGCAAAAACAUCUGUUUCUACCACUCAUGAAAAGAAAACUUUACAAUUAGAUGAGCUUCCAAGAGAAGACCUGAUACUAAAAUGUAGAAAUCUAUUGGGAAUAGCUAAGAAAGCUAAAGCUGCCAAAGACGAGGCACUAAACGAAUUAAAGUUAAUUAAAGCUACAAAUGCAGAGCAAACAGAAUGUAUAAAUUCACAGAAAAAAUCUUUAGAAACAUUACAAGAAUUGAUAGACAGCCUUACAGCAGUAAAGCUUGAAAAUGUGACAAAACUGAAGCAAUUGGAGGAUGAAUUAAAAUCUAAAGAUAAAUUGAAAGAAGAACUAACUCAGUCCAUUAAUGAAGCUUCAAUUGAGAAAGAAGGAUUAAAACGGCAAGUUCAACGAUUAUCUGAUGAAAAUGAUUCCUUGCUAGCACAACUCCAAGAAUUAGAAAAUGACCAAAAUAGGGACAUUAAAAAAGAUCAUCAAACGGAAGUUGAGAAAUUAAAUAACUUCAUAACCGAUCUGUCGAAAAAGUAUGAAGAGAAAGUAAAUGAAAACAUUUCCCUCCAAGAUUUGGUUGAGAAAAAUUCUACUAAAAUUAAAAAGUUAAUUCAAGAAGUAUCGGAACUAAGAGAGCCAGUGUUGUCACAAGACGAAUCAUUAAACUCCGCUGUACAUGUCAGAGCUCAAUAUGAAAAAUGUGUUAGAAAACUUAAAGUUUAUCGCGAGAAGAUCUGUGGGAUUUCAGAAAGAUUCGAACUUUUGAAGAGUGAUAAAGAUGUUCUUGUUUCUACCACAAAAGAAUAUUCGCGAUGCAUUUCUAAAUGGCAAAAAGAAAUAGCCGAGUCAUCAACAAGAAUGAUUGCUAUCAUAAAGAAAUCCAAUCAAGAUAUUUUGAGUAGAGACGAAGACAUAGCGAAGUUGACAAAAAAGAUUCAAGAUUUAGAAUCUUCAGCUACCACAGCGACUGAAAGCACCAACAAUUCGAAUCAAGAUUUUGAGAGUGAAAUUCAAAAAUUAAAAAAUAUCAUCGAAGAGAAAGAAAAAAGUUUUGAAGAAGAACGAAAGAAAUUUAAAAGUACUGCAAAGAAACCAACCGUCCUUGAUCUAGAGAUAGAAGCUUACGAAAAAACCUUAGAUGAACUUAGCAAGAAGUUGGAUGCUAAGAAAUCUCAAACAAAUGAAUUAGAGGAAACAAUUAAAGUACAGAACGAAACAAUGAAUUCAAUGAAAAGUCAAAUUUCAACACUGGAAGCCAAUUUGAAUGCAGAAAAAUCUCAUUCAACUGAAAUAAAGAGUAACCUUGACAGUCAACUUAAUUUAUCACGUAAAUCGGAACACGAAAAAACUGAAACAAAAUUGCAAUUAGAAUUGCAAAUUAAAAACUAUGAAGCUCUAAAGUUGGAAAAUGGCGAAAUAAAACUUGAAAUGGCACAAAUGAUGGGUGACUCAGAAAAACGUUAUCAAAUCUUAGAGUCAGAACGUAAUGAGCUUCUGAAGAAUAUUUGUUUUGUUGAGAGUGAAGUUGAUAAGUUUAGAAAACUUUCGUCAUCACAAGAGAAAGAAAUUGACAGUUUGCGUGCUGAAUUUUCUAGUUACAAAAUAAGAGCACAAAAUGUGUUACGACAAAAUCAAACGAAGGACCUCGGUGAAGAGCAGGAGCUUAAGGAUGAAGUCAUUACACUUCAUAAGACUUUGGAAGACAUGAAAAUAUCAAAUGAUAAAACCGCAUUAGAAAUGGAAAGUUUGAAGAAAAACUUUUCUGAUGUUUUAGAUGAUAAAAAUCGUUUACAAACACGAUGUAACGAUUUAUUGACGGCUUUGGAAAAACAAAGUGAUGAAGUUUUAGAUGAGACCCGAACGAGAAACCAACAGCAUGACGAAGCAAUUAAAGCUUAUCAACUUCAAAUCGAUACAUUAAAUGCCUUUUAUCAGAAGAAAGUUCAAGAGACAGAAGAAAUUAGCGCGACAGCAAUAGCAGAACUUAAAGCUAAGCUUCUGAAACUAGAAAAAGAUUCAGAGACAGUACGUCAUCAGUCAUCAGUAGAAAAUGCUAUUGAUCAGCAUAUUUUCUAUCCUAGGAAUGAAGAUCAGAAAAUAAGCAUGUCACUUCUUGAUCGUGAAGAAGCGGAAGGAAGUGAAGAUCAAUUAUCACAAUCUUCAGCAUUUCUUCAGCAAAAUUCUAGAAAAACUUCAAGAAUCAGAGAUCUCAUGCCUUUAGAUGAACUUUUAAAUUCAUCUUUUGACGAUAACUUGAAUGAAGUAAGUGAUCGUAAAAUCUCAACAAAUUCAAUUUCUUCUGAAAUCUUCGAAAAUGUCAAAGCUAAUUUGUCAAAAGAACAGAAUCGUGUUUCACAUCUGACGAUGCUAUUAGCCGAUGCAGAGAAGGAUCUUGCUCGUAUGCAGCAAUUAAAUGAUUUGUUGAAGGAAGAAGUAAGGAGACAACAGCGCAACUUUGAUCGUGAAGAGCACAUUAAAAAUUCAGAAUAUUUGAAAAAUAUUGUCGUAAAAUUUGUAACACUUAACAACGGCGAUGAAAAGCAGCGACUUAUUCCCGUUUUAAACACAAUUUUAAAAUUAAGUUCUGAAGAAAAUCAUUUACUUCAAAAUGCUUGCAAACCUGGAUGGGCAUUGUGGUCAAAGUAAAUUUUAUUUUUAAACAUUUAAAGCAUAUAUUCUAUCUUAUACCUGUAGCCACACCAAAUAUUGCGAAGUUGUGAAAAAUAAAUGAAAUUGUUUCUUUAUUACAAUUAAAACAAAACAAUAUAAUUAGGGGAAGUUUUAUUUAAAUUGAUUAACUUUAUCAUAAAAUCAAAGCUAUCAUCGAAUAAAACAUAAAUAAUGAAACAC
Molecule: messenger RNA, 2967 nt
Organism: Clunio marinus
Lineage: Eukaryota; Metazoa; Arthropoda; Insecta; Diptera; Chironomidae
Source: the annotation of a GenBank genome assembly